ACUAACGUACCUAGUGUUUCCUCACUUCGGAGAUUGCGAGGAAAAGUAAACAGAAAGACACCCACAAACGCACAGAGCUAUAGAGCACGAGAGUGAGUGAGAGCGAGAGAGAGACAGACAACAAUGUUGUGUGGUUUGAAAUUAGAGCUCGCUAACGUUGUCGCAAAAAACCCAAACUACAAAAAAUACAGCCUCCCCAUUAACAUCGACUCCCGCCGUAAAAACUACAAUCUCAUGAGACGACCUCUCCAACUGUCUCUGUCGGUCGUACAAUCACAGUACAAUGCAACCGCAGCAUCUGAGCCGUCAAUUUCCUCUCAUUACACAUCAACCGUCGGAUCCUCUUCUCUUCAGCUCCCUCAGUGGAACCUCACCAACCGUCACAUCGUCAUGCUCCAAGUCAUUGCUUGCGCGGUUGCAGUUUCAGCAACUUGGCUCUUUUUCUCUGCAAUACCAACUCUUCUGGCUUUCAAGAGAGCAGCAGAAUCACUAGAAAAGCUGAUGGAUGUUACAAGAGAAGAGCUCCCUGACACAAUGGCUGCUGUUCGGUUGUCUGGCAUGGAGAUUAGUGACCUUACUAUGGAGCUCAGUGAUUUAGGCCAGGAGAUUAACCAAGGUGUUAAAAGCUCCACUCGAGCUGUUCGCUUAGCUGAAGAGAGGUUGCGUCGGUUAACAGACAUGGCUCCAGCAGGAGGUAGCCAGCCCGAAAACUAAGACAACAGUGCCAGUGUUGGCUAGAACUGCAAGGGGCAUAAGGGAGGGAGUCGUGAAGGGUCGUUCAAUCCUGCAAAUAUUUUUCACCCUUGUCCGAUUUUCUAGGUUGGCCCUCAACUAUUUCACUAAGCGAGCUAAGCGGUAAACCAUAAGACAAAUGAGCUUGAUGGUGAAAAUCGUCAAAUAUGUUGUGUACAUAUUUUUCAUUCUUUCUUCUUCUGAUUUUCCCUCAAUCUUAAUUAAAAAAAAUAUCCAGCUAGUAUCAUCAUUGAGGCUUUACUUUUCAGUGUGUUGAGUUAUGGACCUACUAGGUAACAAGGGCAGAUAGUUUUUCACUUUUCUUUAUUUGCUGUUGUUAAUUGCAAGUGGUUUGUUGUAGCCUUGUCAAUAUGUGUACCUAGAUUGUUUGAGCUUUCUGUGAACUUUUUGUGGACAAAGAUUUGCUUUAGUUUCUUCA
Quercus lobata is the source of this 1171-nucleotide messenger RNA. RefSeq lists its product as uncharacterized. Bases 124 to 714 code for a protein of 196 amino acids. The transcript has 5 exons. The record is from RefSeq and is a predicted model, not a curated record. NCBI's taxonomy places the organism in Eukaryota, Viridiplantae, Streptophyta, Magnoliopsida, Fagales, Fagaceae.